AUGGCUGAGAAUUAUGCUCGUGGCGACAUGCUCGGUCAGGGCACUUUUGCCGUUGUUUACAAAGGGCAAGAUAAGCGGACGGGCAAGGUAGUGGCGCUGAAGGAGAUCUUCGCGGACGAGAAAAGCACCGAUGGCAAGAAGGGUUUGGACCCCACCGCCCUUCGGGAGAUCAAACUGCUGCGGGAGCUGCGCCACCCCAACAUUAUCCGACUGGAGGACGCCUACCCCAAGAAGAAAUCUGUGGUGCUGGUGUUGGAGUUCAUGCACAGUGAUCUGGAGGCGAUCAUUCGGGAUCAGAACCUGGUGUUGGCGGCGGCGGAUGUGAAGAGCUACAUGCGACAGCUGCUGGCGGCGUUGGACACGUGCCACAGGCGUUGGGUGCUCCAUAGGGACAUCAAGCCCAACAACUGCCUCAUCGCGCCUGAUGGAUCACUCAAGCUGGCAGAUUUCGGACUGUCACGUUUGUACGGCAGCCCUGACGGCCGCCUCACACAUCAGGUCUUUGCGCAGUGGUAUCGCGCGCCGGAGCUGUUUUUCGGUGCCCGGCAGUACACCGCGGCAGUGGACGUCUGGGCGGCGGGCUGCAUUUUCGGGGAGCUGCUGCUCCGAAGGCCGCUAUUCGACGGCAUGUGCGACAUCGACGUGUUGUCCAAGGUGUUCGGGUUGCUGGGCACCCCGGGGGUGGAGGGCAACUGGCCGGCAGCCAAGGACCUGCCGUACUUCCUGCAGUUCACGGAGAACAAGCCGGUGCCGCUGCGCCAGGUCUUCCCGGCGGCCAGCGGCGACGCGCUGGACUUGUUGGGUCGCAUGAUACAGCUGGAUCCGUUGCGCCGCAUCUCCUCCACCGAUGCGCUGCGCCACCCUUACUUCACCAACAAUCCGCCGCCCACGCCGCCGGCGCUGCUGCCGCGCACGGCGAAGCGCGAGGAUGCGCCGUUGCUGGCUCCGGGGCAGGCGGCCCCAGGGAAGGGUGGUAAGUGCAAUAAAGAGGCCGCAGAAAGGGGGGGGGAGGAGGUUCCUAGGGGGAAAAUGCACGUGCGCGGACUCCCAAAGGGGUGA
This is a messenger RNA of Volvox carteri f. nagariensis, 1059 nucleotides long. RefSeq lists its product as uncharacterized. The transcript is spliced from 8 exons. Gene Ontology annotation, cellular component: transcription factor TFIIK complex; transcription factor TFIIH holo complex; cytoplasm. The record is from RefSeq and is a predicted model, not a curated record. Gene Ontology annotation, molecular function: cyclin-dependent protein serine/threonine kinase activity; RNA polymerase II CTD heptapeptide repeat kinase activity; ATP binding. The coding region runs from base 1 to 1059 and encodes 352 amino acids. Lineage: Eukaryota; Viridiplantae; Chlorophyta; Chlorophyceae; Chlamydomonadales; Volvocaceae. Gene Ontology annotation, biological process: protein phosphorylation; positive regulation of transcription by RNA polymerase II.